This is a messenger RNA of Fulvia fulva, 2538 nucleotides long. RefSeq names its product Terminal uridylyltransferase cid1. Gene Ontology annotation, biological process: RNA 3'-end processing. The transcript has a single exon. The coding region runs from base 1 to 2538 and encodes 845 amino acids. The record is from RefSeq and is a predicted model, not a curated record. Gene Ontology annotation, molecular function: RNA uridylyltransferase activity. NCBI's taxonomy places the organism in Eukaryota, Fungi, Ascomycota, Dothideomycetes, Mycosphaerellales, Mycosphaerellaceae.
AUGGCGGCGACACCAGAAGACUCCGCCGGCCUCGAAGAGCGCCUGAGAAAAAUGAUACUCUUCAACGGCUCGGUUCCGGACGACACAGAAGAUCGCAGACCCCGAGUCCGGUUGCCGCCACCAACAUCGAGUUCGGGGUACACCCAGGUGCCACCGGGCAUGCAACCCAUCAACCCCCAUCAACCGCCGUACCUGAACCACAGUGGCUCCAGUAGCCCGGCAUCUCCUGCAUAUCCAGGCUUCACCCCACCACCGCCGUCUUCACACCCGCCGCAUCUUCAGCAAGUCCCCUCGCCAUACCCGUACGCACCGCACAAUCGCCAUUCUAGUGGCAACCCCUAUGAAGCUCACAUGCAACUCCAAGGCUAUGUACAGGCGCCAAACGGUGCUCACAAUAGUCCGACUGGCCCUCAACGCCCUGGGCCAAGCAGACCACCACGACAGCAAAUCCAGCUCGACCCAAGUGCGUUCCAGCGUGGGCCGCCUCGAGGUCAGACCGGCAAUGCUCGACCGCUGCCCAACACUCGGACGUUGUAUGAUCCAAACGCGCAGAGCUCUCGUCAGGGACAAUUCACGUUUAUGCGCAACGAUGAACACGAGCGCAAAGCCCAGUACCUGGAGCAGGUCGCAGCCGUCGAGGUCCCAAGUGUCGACAUAAGCCAAGCGGAGUGUCAAGAGAAGGAGACAUUCCGACGCGUGCUCGAGAAGAUCUGCCAUCAGGUCUGCGAGGAGGACCCUAAUCUUCCAAAGGUGUCCCUCGAAUGCUUCGGCAGCUUUCAGUCUGGCUUUGCUAGCGCUGGAUCUGACAUGGAUCUUGUAAUCGUCGUACAGGACCAAGCUUCAAGUGCAUCGAUGUUCUCCCUGCUCGAGGAUGACCUCCCCAGGGCACUGGAGAAGAAGCUACUUCGCAGUGGGCACGGCGCACGUCUGCUUACUCGCACCAGGGUCCCGAUCAUUAAGGUCUGCGAGAGCCCUGGUGAAAGCUUUUUGGACAAGUUGCGCGAGGAACGCGAGAAGUGGGAUUUUCUGCCUAAUGAGAAGAAGUACCCACACUUGCAUCCAGGAGUUGAGGAAGAAGCGGCAGAGGAGACUAACGCGAUCGAGGCUGGCGCACAGGACGUUACGCAAGUUACUGCCACCACUGGUGGUACUGUCGAUGGCAUACCGGUGAGGGUGGAGUCCACAACUACGUCCACGAUCGGUGAGAACGGAAGCGAUGUGCAGAGAGAGACGACUACAGUGGUGACGGCAGAAAAAGCGUCGCCAGCAUCAUCGAAAGACCCGCAGUCCGUGGAUGCGAGACGAGAGCAGACCAAGACGUGGACCAGAGAACGCAAGGCCGGUCCACUUGACUUCCCCAAAGAUGGCGUCGGUAUCCAGUGCGAUAUCAAUUUCUUCAACCCCCUGGGUCUCCACAACACACAACUGCUUCGAUGCUACUCAUCCUGUGACCCUCGCGUACGACCUAUGGUACUCUUCGUCAAGUCCUGGGCCAAGAAGCGUCGGAUCAACAGCUCUUACUCGGGCACCCUGUCUAGCUACGGCUAUGUCAUGAUGGUGCUUCACUAUCUCAUGAACGUGGCUCAGCCGCCAGUCCUUCCGAAUCUUCAAGCACCGUGGCGUCCUCACCCUCGCUGCACUCCGCCCGGCGCCGACAGAACUGAAGUCGAUGGCUGGGAGGUGGACUUUUGGCGGCACGAGAAUGAGAUCAAGGAUGCUCUACACAACGGGCAGAUAAGCGGUAAUCGCGAGUCCCUGGGCUCACUUCUUGCUGGCUUCUUCCAGUACUACUCAUCUCAGGGUCGUGGACAACAGUUCCGAUGGACACAAUGGGUGCUGUCACUUCGCACGCCAGGUGGCAUUCUCGCGAAAGAGCAAAAGGGUUGGGUAAAAGCUAUCACAGAAGAGGGCGAAGGCAAGAAGAUCCAACAUCGCUACUUGUUCUGCAUCGAAGACCCGUUCGAACUCGCUCAUAAUGUAGCCCGGACUGUAACCCACAACGGUAUUGUUGCUAUUCGAGACGAGUUCAGACGAGCAUAUCGGAUACUGCUCCAGAUCGGAACAGGCAUCCCGCCACAAGAUGGCGAGCUGUUCGCCGAGCUUCUUGAAGCCGACGAGUUGGCCGUGGCAACAGAGGCACUAAGAAUAGGCGGUCCCGACGUGCCCCUCAAGUCUGGCUUCGAGCAGAUGGGCAACCACGCACAGCCAAAGCCACCUAAGCAUCAACACCCGAAUCAGAGGCACCUGGCGCAGAAGCCGCUGAAUGGCAUCCCGAACAACACACGGAAUCUCCCAGGCAAGCCGAAGCUGCAAUCACAAGGACCCGAUAUGGCUGAUCAACAUGCUUUCCCAACACUCGGUGCGGCCGCCACGAAGCCUAAGGCGCAACGCAAGAAGAGUCGGCAGAACGAUGCGGGCAGUAUUUCUGGCGACAAGGCGCAGGAGUACCUUGAAGAGUAUCGACGUAAGAAGGCAGAAUCCGAAGCGGAGACCACCGCAAAGGGAGCUGCCGAGGCUGUUCUCAAUGGCGAUGACUAG